Molecule: messenger RNA, 2846 nt
Organism: Doryrhamphus excisus (bluestripe pipefish)
Lineage: Eukaryota; Metazoa; Chordata; Actinopteri; Syngnathiformes; Syngnathidae
Source: RefSeq, a predicted model, not a curated record
UGUCAGGCAGGUGGCUGUUUGAUGGGCCAUGGAUCCCAAAGGGAAAAAGAGAAAAGUAACUGAGGAGAAAAGAGGAUUAAACAUUUCUUGGACCGAAACAUUUGCAUUAAUUGCAUUCAUCUUACAUGUCCGACGUUGAGGAGCUGACCAGUCAUGUCCGAAAGCAGAAGUCAAAUUAAACGGGUAAGAACACAAUCCUGUCAUAGGCAUAUAUUUUUUUAUACAGGCAUAUAUUUAGUAACAAAGUAGCUGUUUUUAUAAAGUGAUUUCUGAUUUUCGUCAGUAUAUAUUUGGAAUGACACUGCGUUUUUUGUUUUUGUUUUUUGCGUUUUGUUGCUCGGGUCCGAGUGUUACAGGCAUUUGACUUGGACAGCAAUGUGGGGUGAACUUGCAUGACCUUUGAACCAGGAAGUUCGUCCGGUAUGAAAUGCCUCGAGGCUGGAAUGUUUUUUGUUGUUUUUUUUAAAUAUAUAUUUUAUUACAAACUUCAAUUGUAGAAAACAGUUUAAGCAGAAAUACAGGACCCCCCUGGAAUGUUAAAAUAAAGGCUGGGGCACACCCCAUUUAAUAAUGAAGGCUCAUUAUGUAUUUGUUGCCAGCUUAGUCAUUUUGAUAGUAGGCUAAUAUAGCUAAUAUAGAUACAUACAGCAUGUGUUGUUCAUUAUAAGGCUUAUAUAAAGCUUUACAUUUUUUGCGGCUCCAGUUUUUUGUUCUUUUGGUCCGAUAUGGCUCUUUCAACAUUUUGGGUUGCCGACCCCUGGGCUAGGUGCUACGUGUUGUGUCAUUUCGUGUUAACACCGCGAUUACAAUGGUCUGUCUAAUGGUUACACAAAACAUAAAACACAAACAAACCUCAAGCUGUUUGCGUCAGUCUCCAUUGUGUGUAGUCAGCAUCAGGUUUUUAACUCUAGAGGCUGCACCUGAGCCCUGAUGUAGGGUUACUGCAGUAAUCAGGAGAGAGAGAGCGAGGGAGAGAGGGGUGGAGCAGCAAAGCAAACUUGGCUGCACACAGUGGCGGACGCAUACCACAAAUAGCUUUUGACCUGUCAAAGAAAACAGCUGACUGCAGACAUCUGAGGACAGCCGGCAUCAUUUCCGACAAAGACACUCUUCCUGAAAGAUGACUACAGCUGCCAGCUCCCACUUGAACAAGACUGUACGCCAGCAGUACAUGAUCCUUCCGCAGGGGGGUAAAUGUCAGGUGACUUACAUCUGGAUCGACUUUAAUGGACAGGACCUGCACAGCAAAACCCGGACCCUGGAAACUGAACCAAAAAGUGCUGACGAAAUUCCUGAAUGGAGCUUUUGUGAGAUAUGCAGACUGCAGCAGGACCAACCCUUCUACAGAGAAAUGUUCCUCAUACCGGUACGCAUGUUCCGAGAUCCAUUUACCCUUGACCCAAACAAGCUGGUUCUCUGUGAAGUUCUCAAGAGCAACCGCCUUCCUUCAGCAAACCAGCGAAUGAGCUGCAAGAAAGUGAUGGACUUGGUCAAAGAGCACCAGAUCUGGUUUGGCAUGGAACAGGAAUACACACUCUUGGGAAUGGAUGGACACCCGUUUGGUUGGCCUCAAUGGGGAUUCCCAGCACCACAAGGCCCCUACCACUGCGGAGUGGGAGCAGACAAAGCUGUCGGACGGGACAUUGUGGAUUGCCACUACAAGGCAUGCCUCUACGCCGGGAUCAGACUCUAUGGAGCCAAUGCUGAAGCGAUGCAAUCCCAAUGGGAGUUCCAGGUGGGUCCCUGCGAGGGUAUUGAGAUGGGAGAUCAACUGUGGGUUGCACGCUUCCUGUUGCACCGUGUGUGUGAAGACUUUGGGGUCCUUGCCACAUUAGACCCCAAACCAAUGAAAGGAAACUGGAACGGUGCUGGCGGACACAUAAAUGUCAGCACCAAGCAGAUGAGAGAAGAAGGAGGACUGCGAUACAUCGAGCAAGCCAUUGAGAAGCUGAGCAAAAGACACAUGGAGCACAUUAAAGUGUACGACCCAAACGGAGGUCAGGACAACAUGAGACGGCUCACGGGUCAUCAUGAGACCGCCAACAUCAACGAAUUCACUGCUGGAGUUGCCGAUCGGUUCGCCAGCAUCCGCAUUCCUCUCCAGGUGAGCUAUGACAAGAAAGGCUACUUCGAGGACCGCCGCCCUGCAGCAAACUGUGAUCCAUACCUUGUGACCAAAGCCAUAGCAAGCACCUGCCUGAUUGAUGAUGAGGAAGCAGGCAAAGGCAGUUAGAUGAAUUGGCAAGUGUUAGUGGUAAUGUUGACAGAAACAUUGAUUGGUAAUAAAUGCAGUAGUACAGAAUUCAUAAGAAUACCUUCAUUAAUGAUCAUGGUGGAAGAGCAAAUUAAUAAAUGUAGCACGUAGGAAUACAGAAAACGCAAGCAAACUGCUGUAAAAACAUUUAUUUUGAUACGUGGCUCGCUCCUCCCUCUGCAAAACCCUCCUGCGAACGUCCUCUUCAAUUCUUGGAUUAACAUUUCCAAUAAACUUUUCUAAGACUAAUCUAAGAAUUACCUUUUGUAAUUCCAUCCAUCCAUUUUCGAUACCGCUUAUCCUCACAAGGGUAUGCUGGAGUCUAUCCCAGCUGAGGCGGGGUACACUCUGGACUGGUCGCCAGCUAAUCACAGAGCACAUAUACUGUAGACCAGUGUUUUUCAACCUUUUUUGCGUCAUGGCGUGUUAAUUACGUUGGAAAAAUCUUGCGGAACACCACUAACCAAAAAUGUUAUGUUAAUCUGUACAGUAUGUUUAAUUGUAUAAAAUAUGUGUAAAAGUGAUAUUGGAUAAUUCCUCACGGCACAUACAUGACUGCAUAUACAUACAUAUGUAUAUACAUACCAGGGGU